Molecule: messenger RNA, 1406 nt
Organism: Phacochoerus africanus (Common warthog)
Lineage: Eukaryota; Metazoa; Chordata; Mammalia; Artiodactyla; Suidae
Gene: HAO2
Product: hydroxyacid oxidase 2
Molecular function (GO): oxidoreductase activity; FMN binding
Source: RefSeq, a predicted model, not a curated record
GGAGAGGUAGGAGAUAAAUGCAAUAAGGAGGCCAUACUCUUAACGGAACUGAAAUCUGAUAAGAUCUCUGCAGUGUUCUUAGGCAACCUCUGGAGGAAUCCAGCACCCACGGAAUGUCUCCUGCCACCCCACAGCACAUUCCUGGAGCUUCAAUUUGGAGGUCCAGAAAUGCCCUUGGUGUGUUUGACAGACUUUCAGGCCCAUGCACGGGAGCGGCUGUCUAAAUCAACAUGGGAUUUUAUCGAAGGAGGAGCAGAUGCUUGCCUCACGCGGGAUGACAACGUCGCAGCAUUUAAAAAAAUCCGCCUCCGUCCCCGGUACCUGAAAGAUGUGUCAAAGGUGGACACGAGAAUCACCAUCCAAGGCGAGGAGAUCAGUGCCCCCAUUUGCAUCGCACCCAUGGGUUUCCACUGCCUCGCCUGGCCUGACGGAGAAAUGAGCACAGCCAGAGCUGCCCGAGCAGCUGGCAUCUGCUAUGUCACCAGUAUGUAUGCCAGCUGCAGCCUUGAAGACAUCGUUGGUACUGCACCUGGGGGCCUGCGAUGGUUCCAACUGUAUGUGCAUCCAAACCGGCAGCUAAACAAACAGCUGAUCCAAAAGGUAGAAUCCCUGGGCUUCAAGGCUCUGGUAAUCACUGUGGAUGUGCCCAAAAUUGGCAAUAGGCGACAUAACAUGGCAAACCAAGUGGACUUGCAGAAGACCUUACUCCUGAAAGACCUUGGAUUGUCUGCAAAGGGAAAUUCAAUGCCCUAUUUCCAGAUGUCCCCCAUUGACCCAUCCAUCUGCUGGGAUGAUCUCUCCUGGUUUCAGAGCAUGACUCGUUUGCCCAUCAUCCUUAAGGGGAUCUUGACCAAAGAGGAUGCAGAGUUAGCUGUGAAGCACAAUGUCCAUGGCAUCAUUGUUUCCAACCAUGGUGGGAGGCAGCUUGAUGAGGUUCCUGCUUCUAUCGAUGCCUUGUCCGAAGUGGUGGCUGCUGUGAAAGGGAAAAUUGAAGUGUACCUGGACGGAGGGAUCCGAACAGGCAAUGAUGUGCUAAAGGCCCUGGCCCUGGGGGCUAAGUGCGUGUUUGUGGGGAGGCCGAUCCUGUGGGGGCUUGCCUGCAAGGGUGAACACGGUGUUGAGGAAGUUUUGAACAUUUUAAAGAAUGAGUUCCACACUUCCAUGACCCUUACAGGCUGCCGGUCGGUUGCCGAGAUCAAUCGGGACCUGAUCCAGUUCUCCAGAUUGUGAAGACAGAGACAGCUCCUCCUCUGCCCCCUCUGCCACUCCACCCCACCCCUCAUCUUCCUCAGAUGAGCCAGGCUCCUCUUGGCCUCCCUGCCGUGUACAUGCCGUGCUCUUGCCUGAAAUCCUCCUCUGAAAGAAAAGCUUUUAAAAAGGCAGAUCAAUAAUGACUGGAAUAGCUA